This is a messenger RNA of Rhizophagus irregularis DAOM 181602=DAOM 197198, 661 nucleotides long. The record is from RefSeq and is a predicted model, not a curated record. Lineage: Eukaryota; Fungi; Glomeromycota; Glomeromycetes; Glomerales; Glomeraceae.
UUACAAUCAUUCGGAAAUGGAUGCUUUUCAAAUUAUCUAUACAGACUUAUAUCAAAACCAACUGGCAGUUGUUGUCCCUUAUCCUCCACCAUUUGAUGAUAAUAUUAACCAUGGAGAAAAGUUUCAAAUAUUAAAGGAAGCAAUCGAACGAGCAAAACGCUUCAGAAAUAGAAUCUUAUUGUUGACAAAUUUGUUCUAUAUGGGUCACUUUCUAGAAAAAGAAAUGACUGGUACUUUGCGGAGUUAUUACGUGCAGCAAUUAUCAAUACAUUAUCGGACUUCAGCCAUACGAACAUAUUACAUAUUUGAGCUUCCUGGAGUUGCCCAAAUCACACGGACUACUCAAACAACGUCAACCAUGAUUCGGCAAUUAAGCCAUGAAGAAUAUCAGAAACUGGUAACCGAAUCCAUUGGAAUUUUAACGGGAGUUGAAAUUUUUGCGGGGGAUGAUGUAACGAACGAUCAAUCACGUGACAAAAAUUCGGCCUAAUCACGGGGUGAUGAUCAAUGUUCGAAAUGUUGCAUAUGUUGCAUAUAUGAAACAUAUCAAAUAUAUGCAACAUAUCAAAUAUGUUCAAUAUAUCAAAUAUGUUUAAUUUAUUUAAUAAAUGCAAUAUGUUAGAUAUUUUUAGUCUAGUAUUUUUACAUAUAUAUAGACCUG